AUGGGCAAAGCAACGAAAUCUACGAAAAAAUUUGUGUCGAGUGGAAAGUUGAAGAAAACUAUCGAAUUGAGGAAAAAACAGCAACAGGUCCGCAAAAAAUAUCAAAAUCGACGAGGCGCGAAAUCUGGUGGAAGGUCUACCGCUCCAGAGGCCCCAGACAAUUCUGAUGAGGAACAGGAUGUACCUCAGGAAUCUCAACGAAGUUCCAAAAAAGGAAUGUCAGUAGACGAUGUCCUAGGCGCUGCAUUCAUAGACGACAGUGAUAAUGACAGCGGACAAGAAGAGGAGUUAGAUGAAGAUGAAGGGGAAGGUUCCCAAGAUGAGGACUUUGAAGACGAUGCUUCCUUCGGUUCUGUAGAUGAAUUAGAAGAAGAAGGCCAAAAUCAUCUGAUAGAGCUAUCACAACUAGCGGAAAGGGAUCCCGAGUUUUACCAAUAUCUGCAAGAGAACGACAAAGAAUUGUUAGAGUUUGAUCCUGAUAAUGCCCAUGAAGUAGAGGAUGAUGCUGUCCUGGAAGAUGAAGAUGUAGAGAUGGCCAAGGAGCAAUCCCCUGCGCUGACCAUUAAAAUAUUGAGAAAUUGGCAGAAAGCGAUUUUGGAGCAACGCUCGUUGAGGGCAUUGCGCAAGCUUCUGGUUGCUUUCCGUUCUGCAGCUCACAUGAACGAAGAUAGUCAGGUUCUAGCGUGGACCAUUGAUAAUUCUUCAGUGUACAACAAGCUAAUCACCACCACACUUCGAUACACGUCCGUCGUCCUUGAGCAUCACAUACCCUACAAAAACCUGCCAAACGGUAAAUUUAAACCCCCCACUCAGACAGCCAAAUUCAAAACCCUGCAGAAGAUGAUACUGUCAUAUUUCCAUAAUGUCAUAUACGUAUUAUCGCAAUUGACCGACAACGAAUUACUUCAACUGGCGGUGACAGAAAGUGCGAAGAUCAUUCCUUACAUCGUUAGCAAUCGUAAGGCCGUCAAACUCUACCUCAAGAAAUGUCUGGAAAUAUGGUCGAGUGCGAAUGACAGCAUAAGAAUAGCUUCCUUUGUUGCCAUUCGAAAACUAGCUGCCGCUACCGACCAGUCGAUAUUAGACCACGUCCUCAAGGGUACAUACCUUACCUUGGUUCGGUCGUCGAAAUCCACCACUGCGUAUAACCUACCCUCAAUCAAUCUGAUGAAGAAUUCCGCCUCGGAGAUAUACUGCCUCGACCAGGCGAUGGCGUACCAGCAUGCUUUCGGUUACAUUCGACAGCUCGCUAUUCACUUGCGAAAUAGCAUGAAAGUGAAAUCCAAGGAAGCCUACAAGCAAGUGUACAACUGGCAAUUUAUCCAUUCUCUCGAUUUCUGGAGUAUCGUUCUCGCUAGAGCGUGUGAUUCUGAACUGGAAUUGGCUAACGGAGCACCGAGUGAAUUGAAGCCGUUGAUAUAUCCUCUGGUUCAAGUCAGUCUGGGAGUUAUCAAACUCAUUUCGAACAGCCGUUCCUAUCCGUUCCACCUUCAUGUCAUACGCUCGUUGCUCCAUCUGACCCGGCACACCCAAAUUUACAUCCCGAUUGCCCCUUAUAUCCUUCCUAUCCUCACAUCGACCCUUUCUUCGUCUUCUCGCCCGAAAUCCUCAACACUGAAAUCCCUUGACCUCGAUCUUCAAAUCCGUACACCGCAACAGUACCUAAAAACUCGUGUUUACGUGGAAGGUCUCAUUGAAGAAGUAACGUAUCUUUCAGCCGAAUGGCUCUCCACAAAAGCUGUUCAUGGCAGCAUUGCUUUCCCAGAGAUUGUCGUACCGGUCUUGGUUGUCUUGAAAAAGGCAAUUAAGACUGCUAAAAGUAAUGGUUCUCGUAAAGAUUCUGCCUCAAUCAAAACGCUUGUAGAGCGUAUUGAGGAUAGUGUGAGGUGGUCCGAUCAAAGGAGAAAGGAGGUCAAACUUGCUCCGAAUAUGAUAUCGGCGGUGGAGGUUUGGGAGAGGGAACUGAAGGCAAAGGUGGACGAGUCUCCUUUGGGUAAAUAUGUCAAGGUGCAGCAAAAGACAAAAGAGAAGCAGCGCAAGCUGAUCCAAAAGGCACGCGAAGACAGAAGCGAAAUCCUAGAAUAG
Messenger RNA from Lentinula edodes (shiitake mushroom), 2085 nucleotides. Its product is annotated as Noc2-domain-containing protein. Gene Ontology annotation, biological process: ribosomal large subunit biogenesis. The coding region runs from base 1 to 2085 and encodes 694 amino acids. The transcript has 12 exons. The record is from RefSeq and is a predicted model, not a curated record. Gene Ontology annotation, cellular component: Noc2p-Noc3p complex; Noc1p-Noc2p complex; nucleoplasm. NCBI's taxonomy places the organism in Eukaryota, Fungi, Basidiomycota, Agaricomycetes, Agaricales, Omphalotaceae.